AUGGGUGUCACGUUUAAGAUUUCCAAGGCUGGGAGAAGGUUCCGGCCAAAGAUUUCUACUGAAUCGGCUACUCCCGAUUCGCCAGAAGAGCUGAAUUCGAAACCAAUCGUUCUAUCGGGGAACUCAAAGGCCAUUGUUGUAAGCGAUGCUGGCGAUGUUUCUGGGUUUUCGCAGUCAUCUUUGCCUGACGUAUCUCCAGAGCAUGAAGUUUCCUUCAUAUUGAGCCUGUAUCCGAGUGGGUACUCAGUAGGAAAACCCUCUGAGGCUGUGCAACAUACAUCCUUCCGAGAGGCUCCAAAGGUCUUACAUCCGUAUGAUAGGGCAGCAGAGAGUCUACUUUCGGCUAUUGAGGCUGGCAGACUUCCCGGGGACAUUUUGGAAGAUAUACCUUGUAAAUUUCUGGAUGGGGUGGUCAUAUGUGAGGUGCAUGACUAUCGGAAACAUACCCCAGAGCAAGUCUCUCCUGUGAUAAAUAAAUUGAGCCUUAAGAUGUCACUUGAGAAUGUGGUAAAAGAUAUUCCAUCAAUGUCAGACAACUCAUGGACAUAUGGUGAUCUCAUGGAAGUGGAAUCCAGAAUAUUAAAAGCCCUACAACCUGAACUCUGUCUGGAUCCUGUUCCCAGACUUGAUAGGCUGAGUAAAAACCCUGUGUCCACUAAGCUCGACUUGUCUUUUUCUACUUUGCGGAGAAAGAGAUUAAGGCAAAUGACAGAAGUGACAGUUAUGUCUCAGAACAAGAUUCAUGGGAAAAAGGUUUGCAUUGAUCGGCUUCCGGAAAGUUCAGAGCGGGGAAAUAUGCCGGGACAUUUGUUAAUGCAUCAAAUCCAUAACAAUCAGGCUAUUCAAAAUCCUGGUACAAAUAUGUUGGUGGGGUUAAGAAAUCAGACCUCGCAAGAUGCGCCAACUUCCUCACUGCCGUUGGUACAACCUCAGCAACAAAGGUACCUGGGAACUGGAAAUAUAAGAAACAUGCAGGAUCAAGGAUCAAAUUCUGUCAAUGUCCCUGGAGCUUCGCCUGGUGGACUAGAUGCAAUGUUGUCUUAUGCCUCUGAUAGUAUGAACCCCAGUACAUCUAUUCAUAGAAAGAGAGAAAGUCAAGAGCAAAUGUCUUCUGAGCAUAAGCGGGCAAGGGUUCCACACAUGGGUCCUGAUGGGGUUUCACAGCAACAGUUACGGCAACGCAUGGAUAGCCUUCAUGGAACCGAUACGAAUUGGAAAAAUGCGCUUCUACAGCAGCAAGAGAUGCUAGGUAGAAGUAUUCAAUAUCCAAAUGCAAGUACUCAGAGAUGUUCACCACAGCAAAUUGAAGGAGUUAUGAAUCAAGAAGGUGGUGCCAUGCAAUUUCCAGCUCCACAACGGGGAGGUGGGGCACUGCGAUACCCCUCUAAAGAGGAGCCAUAUGAGAGUGGUAAAAUUGAUGGUAAUAUCAGGAACAAUUUGCCGGGGGGAAGUGAUGCAAAUGAUUUUCAAUCAAGGAUGCCCCAUAAUGGAUUCACGAGAUCAAAUUUCCCUCAAGCGUCUUGGAAUGUUAAUCCUGGCCAACAGAUUGAAAAAGACCCAAGAAAAGAAGAACAGUUCAGUAGAAGGAUCGCCGCUCAAAGUCCUCGUUUAUCAGCAGGUGCUCCACCACAGUCCCCACUUUCAUCGAAGUCAGGUGAGUUUUCUGGUGGUUCAAUGGGGACCCACUAUGGAGCAGUUGCAGCUGCUCAAAAGGACAAGGCUGUUACUUCUAUUCCUGCUAUUGGUGCUACUCAGUCAGUGGGUUCUAGUGCUAAUGAUGCUAUGCAGCAAAGGCAACACCAAGCCCAAGUGCCUGCAAAACGGAGGACAAAUUCUCUUCCUAAGACGCAAGUUAUGAGCAGUGUUGGUUCUCCUGUUAGUGUCAAUACUAUGAGUGUCCCAGUUAAUGCAAGGAGCCCUUCAAUGGGAACCCAAACUUUGGGCGAUCACGCAAUCCUCGACAGAUUCUCAAAGAUUGAACGAGUUGCCGCAAGGUACCAACUAAACUGCAAAAAGCAUAAGGUGGAUGAGUACUCCCGAAGACCUCGUUCGUAUACUCAACAGUCCCUGAUGGGUUGUCUUUCGAACCUGUCUAACAACGAGGACUUCAAAGACGAGGAAAAAGUACUAUCAAAAUCUAUUCUUGGGGGCAGCAUGAAUACAUGCAAAACGAGAGUCAUCAACUUUCUUCAGUUAGAGUGUGUAAUGCUAGGUAAUGUGUCUUCCAUCGUCCCUAAAAUAAGAACACGGCUGGUGAUGUCAGAGAAGCCCGUCGACGGGACAGUAGCAUGGUAUCAAGGGGACAUAGAUGAUGGUGAUGUUUUUCCGUCUGAAGAUCAUCUCUUAGCGUUGCCCAAUACACACAUCGCCGAUCUACUUGCUGCUGAAUUUAAAGCACUGAUGAUCCGUGAAGGAUACCGCACGGAAGAACAUAUUCAGGCAAAGCCACAUCGUGGGGAUGCUGGGCCAAGCAGCAGCCAGUCUGGUGGUUUUCCAAGGGGUAACUCUGCAAAUGAUAUGCAACAGUAUGGAGAUGCAGCUGCAGGAGCAUCCAGUGAGGCAUCGAAACAGGGGAAUGCGCCUAUAAACGCAAGCCAGAAUAUUCUUGCAAAUGCAAGGAUGCAUCCUCCGGCAAAUUCUCAAGCCUUGCAAAUGUCUCAAGGACUGUUGUCCGGUGUCUCCAUGCCUAUGCAACCACAACAGCUUGACCCACAACAGUCAGCGCUGCUGUCAUCACAGCUACAGCAGAAAAAUCAGAUGUUUACACAGCAACAGCACCCACAAAUGCAGAGAGCAUCUAUGUUGCUGCCUACAAACCCGCUUUCAGCUAUCAACUCGAUGAACCAGAGCUCUGGUAUGCAGCCGGGUGGUCAGAUGGGCAACAAGCCUUCGCCUCAUCAACUGCAGAUGUUGCAGCAGCAGCACCAGGCGGCAAUGCAGAAGAAGAUAAUGAUGGGGCUGGGAUCAGGUGUAGGCAUGGGUAUGGGUGGUAUGGGUAUGGGAAUGGGAAGCAUGGGCAACAGUAUUGCUGCACUCGGAGCUUUAGGCAACCAAAUGAAUAUGGCAGGGAGAGGGAUUGGGGGAACCGGAAUCUCAUCAUCAAUGUCUGUUCCUGGCAUCAGUAAUAUGGGCCAGAACCCAAUGAAUCUGAAUCCAGCAUCAAACUUGAAUGUAAUAAGCCAGCAAAUCCGAUCGGGUGCGUUAACACCACACCAAAAUGCCGCUGUGUUUACAAAUCUUAGGAUGGGCUUGGCGAACAGAGGAGGUGUAAUGGGUGCUCCACAAGGUGGGAUAAGUGGCGUGUCAGGUGCCAGGCAGAUGCACCCGAGCUCAGCUGGUCUUUCCAUGUUGGAUCAGACUACAUUAACCCGAGCUAACCUGCAGCGAGCUGCUGCUAUGGGUAACAUGGGCCCACCUAAGCUGAUACCUGGAAUGAAUAUGUACAUGAAUCAACAGCAACUCCAGCAGCAGCAGCAACAACAACAACCUCAACAACAACAGCUGCAGCAUCAGCAGCAGCAACAGUUGCACCAUCAGCAACAGUUACAGCAGCCUAUGUCUCAGCCACCUCAACAGUUAGCUCAGUCUCAGCAGCAGCAGUUACAGCAACAUGAGCUGCCUCAACAACCACAGCAGCAGCAGCAGCAGCAGCAACAGCAACAGGCUGCAGCCUCCCCUCUUCAGUCUGUGCUAUCACCACCCCAAGUAAGUUCGCCAUCAGCUGGAAUUACCCAGCAGCAGCUGCAACAGUCCAGUCCGCAGCAAAUGAGCCAGAGAACUCCUAUGAGUCCGCAGCAAAUGAGCCAGAGAACUCCUAUGAGUCCCCAGCAGAUGAACCAAAGAACUCCUAUGAGUCCUCAGAUUAGCUCGGGCACGAUGCAUCCCAUGAGCACCAGCAACCUCGAGGCUUGUCCAGCGAGUCCACAGCUAAGUUCUCAGACACAUGGAUCCGUUGGUAGCAUCACCAAUUCCCCAAUGGAGCUUCAAGGUCCCAAAAACAACUCUGCUGGUAAUAAUCCCUAA
This is a messenger RNA of Thlaspi arvense, 4023 nucleotides long. The record is from the annotation of a GenBank genome assembly. NCBI's taxonomy places the organism in Eukaryota, Viridiplantae, Streptophyta, Magnoliopsida, Brassicales, Brassicaceae.